AUGGAUCCAGUCUUAGAGGGAUUGAACCAUGCACAGCGCGAGGCUGUCACCUCAUCUGGCUCAGUUCUUCAGGUGCUGGCGCCACCAGGCUCGGGCAAGACCAAGACGUUAACAGCGCGCGUCGCGUACCUUCUUUCACAUCACGGUUACCAACCCCAAGAUGUCAUUUGUUGCACCUUCACAAUCAAGGCCAGUCGUGAGAUGCGCGAGCGCCUUGCGAAACUCAUUGGCGAAAAACUCGAAUCCCGCUUGAUUCUCGGCACUUUCCACUCAAUCUGUCGUCGCUACUUGGUCAAAUACGGCUAUCUGAUUGGCCUGCGGAAGGGAUUCGGAAUUGCGGACUCGGACGACACCCGCGCAAUCAUUAAAAGAACCAUCAAACGCCUGAACUCUAGCAUUGAAGUCAAGGCAGCUCAGGGUCGUAUUUCUCGGCACAAGGCACAUGGUCUCAGUCCAGAUGCACUAGCCGGACGAGCCAAGGCCGAGGAGCUGGAACUCGUUAAUAUCUAUCGCGAGUAUCAAUCAGCAUUGGCGGCUUCCAACUUGUUGGACUACGAUGAUCUUCUUUUGCGUUGCAGUGAUCUCCUUCGAGAUCACCCGCAGUGUGUUUCCAAUGUGCAGGCCGUUCUGGUGGACGAGUUUCAAGACACAAACAUCAUCCAGUAUGAACUGAUGAACCUCUUUGCCUCCAAGAAUCGGCGGAUCACUAUCGUUGGAGACCCUGAUCAAAGCAUCUACGGCUUCCGUUCUGCAGAGAUCAAAAAUCUCAAACGAAUGCAAGGGCGUUACUCAAACACAACAGUUGUUCUGCUGGAGGACAACUACCGCUCUGCGGGCUCCAUCUUGAAUGCUGCACAAGAGGUCAUUGAACAGGAUGAGGCUCGGCCUGCUAAGGCUCUUCAGGCCACACACACCUUUGGAACUCUGCCUGUAUUAAGGCGACUUCCUACCCCCAAUGCAGAAGCCCAGUGGAUGGUGCUUGAGAUAAAACGAUGCGCAGCGAUGACUGGAAACCUCUUGCGCAUGUCCGACUUUGCCGUCCUUCUACGCUCGGCGUCACUGUCCACGCAAAUUGAGACAGCGUUCGGGAGAGCCGGCAUACCAUAUAAGAUGGUUGGAGGUCGAAAGUUCUUUGAUAGGACUGAAGUCAAGAUUCUUCUGAAUUAUAUGAGAGUUUCAAGCCAUACGGGACACUCGGACGCGCUGUUGAACAUUGUCAAUGUGCCGCCACGCAGAAUCGGUGAUGAAACGAUCAGACAGUUGACAAGCGGUGCGGAGAAGGCUAAGCUUCCGCUAUGGGACUUCAUCAAGGAUGUAAUUCAAGGGCGCCGCUCGACCGAAAAGAAACUGCAAAAAGCCGCAGAGCAGGGUCUCUGCAACCUAGUGAAGCUGAUCGAAGCCUCUAGGCAAAAGUUACAGGAGUGUGAGGAUGCUUCAGCACCGCGUGUUUUGAUUGAGUUUAUCGCAGAACGCCUGUCGUUCCAGGAGUAUCUCAUCAGAACAUAUCCGCUAGACGAAGACAGCCGCUGGGCGAAUGUCAAAGAGUUGAUGCACCAAGCCUCAGAGGCUGCAGCUUUUGAAGAUGAGGAAGUUGACAAAGAGAUGGAUCUCCCCGAGAUUGAGGGCGUGGAACAACAGCACGCGCACGCUGGCGAGGAAGCUCUCACUCGGUUCCUUGCGAACGUGGCCUUGGCCACAGAGAUCACUACAGAGGAGGACAACAAAGAGGGAAGUCAACCCACGGAGAAGGUCACCAUCUCAACUAUUCACGCUGCCAAGGGCCUGGAAUGGCCCGUGGUCUUCGUACCCGCGGUGUACAAUGGAAGCAUUCCACAUUCGCGUGCCGAGGUAAUAGAGGAAGAGAGGCGAUUGCUAUAUGUCGCGAUGACAAGAGCGCAAGCCCUUCUAUAUUUGAGUGUGCCUAUUCGACAACCCCGAUUAGGAGAAGGAGAAGACGGUGCGACUACAUUAACACCUUUUCUGCCUCCCAAAUUGAUCAAAUCGCGCUUUCGGCAAACAGGACCAUCACUCCAUGAGAAGGUGGUGUAUGCAAUUGCUGAUAUCCUGAGGCGUCCUCAUCCAUCUCUUGAUGCCAUGUAUAAGGGGCUUGCAUUUCUCCCGUCCACGCUAGAUGAUCGAUGGACAGCAGAGGGCGAGGAAGAUCGCAGCAAGUUUGAAAGCACGACAACCUCCCACGACAUCUCUGAUGAGCCAAAUCCAAAGCGGCGACGCUCAGAUAUGAACACGGGGUCAAAAACAACAACCUAUGUUUCAUCUACUGGGUAUACUAUGAAUAGCUCAACAGGGUUUACCCUUCCGCCAUCCGCUUCAUCGGGUUUUACAUCUGCGCGAGAUCAUAUUGCCGCUUACCCCCAACCUACUUCGGAGUCAGCCGCGGAGUCAGCCUCAAGCGCUAAUGCCGGGGCAGCCGGGGCAAACAGACCGACAUCCAAGGAAUCAGGCCGUAAAGACGGUCUUACGCAAGCCAGCAUCUCCAAUUUCUUUGCAGGCCCAGGGGCUCAGAAAAAAGAACCUGUGCUGCCUGACCGUCCACAGCCACCAUCCCGAAGAUACGAACUACCAGCGUCACAGAACCAACGUCAAUCAACGAAGAUCAAUGUCCCGCCUACCCUCUCUUCUCACCGUGUCCAGCCACGACCACUCAUCCCAACCGGGCCGGCACUGGAGCCUGCCGGUACCAAUGGCUACACGUGGUUGGCGGCUCCAUCGAGACCCCCAACCUCGAAGCCCAGGAUGCCGGUGACGCAGGAACAAGGCGCUGGCAAUGUUUCGACCAACGGCACGGCCGGGGCAGAGGUGAAACCCGAGGCCUCGCGAGGGUUCCAAUCCGCGACAACGUUCCACACAACGACCAUGUCAAUGGUCCAACAGGGGCCGAGGCGGACGCUGGGGAUUCGGCGGAGCAUGAAUGGGUGGCAAGACCGGAUGAAGCGAGAGAGCGGUGGAGGCUGA
Molecule: messenger RNA, 2973 nt
Organism: Penicillium brevicompactum
Lineage: Eukaryota; Fungi; Ascomycota; Eurotiomycetes; Eurotiales; Aspergillaceae
Product: ATP-dependent helicase
Exons: 2
Coding region: 1-2973 (990 amino acids)
Biological process (GO): recombinational repair
Cellular component (GO): nucleus
Molecular function (GO): 3'-5' DNA helicase activity; DNA binding; hydrolase activity
Source: RefSeq, a predicted model, not a curated record